AAUACAUUAUUUGAUGCCUGUACGUUAUGUAAUUUUGAUAGAACAAUUUACAUUUUAAGUGACUAUUGAUUAAACAAAGUUUCCUCUGUUAUUAUCUAAAUGUUCAGGGAGCUAGGGCGAGAAUAUUUAAUUCUUGAAAUUAUUUCAAAUCUAUAGUGGCUACUUUUGACAUUUUUUUUACUACAAUCGCAAUUAAAACUAUAUCAUAUAUUUAAGCACCAUACCAUCACAAUUGCAUAAGAUUUUCGAUCAAAUUAUCCUGUUAUUAAUAUUGUUUUGAAACACUUCAAUCGCCAAAAUGGAUAUAUUCGAUGGCGCAUACUACAAAAGUUGCAAGUGGUUUUUAAGUACCUUAGGACUAUGGCCUUAUCAAACAGACAACAGAAAAAGAAUUAGUGCAGUAAUUUUUUUUGUAGUCAACAUAUCGUUGGCGAUUCCAACGGGUGCACUGCUAUACAAGUUAUGGUUGAAAAGCUUUACUGUUACUUUUGAAAACACUGUAUCAGUCAUGUUUGCUAUUGGAUGCUGCGCUAAAUAUGUCGUAACAUACACAAGUUCACAGCGACUAGUCCGGCUGUUUAAACAAAUAGCUUCUGAUUGGCAAAGAAUUACCGAUACUACUGAACUGUCAAUAUUAACGAAGUAUUCGGAAAAAGGCAAGUUUUUGAUAACAUUCUAUCAAGUUUACGUAUGGUUUGGAUGGACCGUGUACACAUUGAUGCCUUUCAUUCCAUACUUUCUGGAUAAAGUAUCACCUCUAAACGAAAGCAGACCGUUAUUGAUGCCAUUUUACGCCGAUUAUAUAGUUUUCGAUCAAGCUGAUUAUCAUUAUACAUCUUGUUUUCAUAUAGCUUUUGUCUAUAUAUCCAGUGCCUUGUUGUUUUGUGGCGUGGAUGCUACAUUCGUCAUGAGCGUCCAGCAUACAUGUGGUCUAUUUGCAAUUAUUUGUCAUAGGUUGGAGGGUGAAAAGAUUAAGAAGGAAAGUGAAUAUGCUCAGAAUGUAAUGAAGACGCUGAGUGAAGAGGAAUUGCGUGAGGUGGUUAUUUUUCACAACAACUGUAUAACAUGCUCCGGUUUGCUCGAAGAUUCAUUCAAUCUUUCGUUUCUUAUACUGAAUAGUAUGAGCGUUCUUGGUUUAGCUCUUUCGGGUGUUUACUUCAUCUACAUUUACGAAGAUUAUUACAAGUUUGUACGUAUCAUGGCAUUUUUUGUUGGUCUCAUCAUUCACUUGUUGUACCUCAAUUGGGUAGGCCAGAAAAUUAUUGAUAGCAGUGAAGACGUCUUCUUGGCAGCUUACUGCAGUAAAUGGUACGUCAUUUCCACCAGCGCAAGGGCUUUCAUAAAGAUCAUAAUGGUCCGAGCUCUGGAACCAUGUCGAUUGACCGCUGGUGGGCUAUCGACUUUGUGCAUGGAAAGCUUUGGAAUCCUGAUCAAAACUUCGGUAUCGUAUUUUACCGUAUUCUUAUCCGUGGCAUAAGCAGCAGGUACUGCACAGCGUUGCAAGGGAAGUUGGAAAGUCAGCCCAUCUGCUCAGACGCAUAAGAUACUAUAUUUUUCUACAAAUCUAAAUAUAAAAAAGCGUAUAUUUUGCAAACGGUAUACUCCGACGAAUAUCCUACUAUUUUGUAAGACAAUUUACAGAACACAUUCGACUUCAGACUGCAGCAGGGAUACUUAAAAUCUGUAUAUCUUUUGAUAUUAGUGUAUAAAAUACCGUAUAGCUAUAAAAAAAAUCAAAUGUCGAUUCUUUUUAGUAAAAAAUAUUCCGAGAAAUUCAAUCCACGUGUCAUUUCACGUAGGCUUUUGACGGGAAAUAGCUCUGAAAGUACAGUGAUUUGCAAUGACGGAGCGGGGAUCAAUCGAGAUUUUUGAAAUUUGAAUGGUCGGAAUUGAUAACGGCUCGGGAAACCUUACGGGCUCAAAUGAUUGAAAUGCCAAAGCGUUGUAACGUAUAUAAAAAAAAAUUCAGCUACGAUAUAAUACCGAAAUCAUCAUCAGGCUCGCGCGACAAAGUCACAUUCAAAACACAUCAAAAGCAGCCGAUCCUGCGCACAAGGAAAGCUCCGAUCGAAAUUAAUUUCCAGUCCCGUAAGCCGGAGGAGAGAGUGCAAAGUAAAGCGCAGCCCAGUACAGAGAGAGGGUGUGUGUGUGUGUGUAUAUAUAGGGAGAACGGGGAAGUACAUAGUGUGUUAUAGGUGCUGGAGCGCGCGCGAGAGGAAAGAUCGCUGCACGCGAGAGAGGGAGAGAGAGAGAGAGAGAGAGAGCCGGAGCUAUUCCUCAGCUUCAGAAGCAGAGCUUUUCUUCGCGCGGAAUAUAUAUCGGCGCGUCAGGAGCACGUAC
Molecule: messenger RNA, 2340 nt
Organism: Nasonia vitripennis (jewel wasp)
Lineage: Eukaryota; Metazoa; Arthropoda; Insecta; Hymenoptera; Pteromalidae
Gene: Or175
Product: odorant receptor 175
Exons: 10
Coding region: 299-1477 (392 amino acids)
Biological process (GO): detection of chemical stimulus involved in sensory perception of smell; sensory perception of smell
Cellular component (GO): plasma membrane
Molecular function (GO): olfactory receptor activity; odorant binding
Source: RefSeq, a predicted model, not a curated record